GCGCAGUCUCACUCUCAGUUUGCAGUCAAUCGUCGCGCGCGCAUGCCGCUGCCGCCGUCGUAGUACAAUUCGCGUGGAAAUUGCUUCCGCGCAAAAACUUCGCUCGCACGUUCUACAACCCGCGAAAACUCAGACAACCUUGUUCUAGUGAUAACCUGAUACUCUCCAACUCUUAGUGCGAUUUGUGCUGUGUUUUGCGCAAGUUUACAAGUGUUUGUGCAUUGAGUUUUGUAUCUUCCGGGAUUUGCGGGAAAAUUGUGAUAACAAAACUUGGAAAAUCUCCGGAAAAACUUUUCGGAAACUGGUUUGACAAGCGGAUGUCGCCGCGGGCGCAUCGAGUUGCCCUCUCCAUCUCCCGCCCGCCGCCGCUCCACUCAUGAGGUGGUGGAGCGUGGUGUGCGCCGUCGUAAUCGCGUCUACCACCGUUUGGGCUGAUACAGUAUCAUCAAGCAACAAUGGGACGGUGACCACAGCAGUGAGCGCAAGCGUCCUGGGAGCGGGGGACGCUGCGCUCGCGCUUCGUGAAGUCGCCAUGUUGGUCCUGCGAGCGACUGGCGUGGUGGCAUUACCCGCUCCCUCGCCCCCCGCUUGUGUCGUGCCCGACGACGCGGCUUGCCUGCAAGGAACUCUCCGAGCUCUGACUGCAGGAACAGCAACGGUAGCAAUAGUUGCCGUUCCAGCGGGUGCCGCUCCAUCCGCGUGGGACCUUCGUGAAUCCGGGAUUCAAGAACUGGGAGAGAUCACUGCCCCCUCCCGUCGCGCGUGCUUGGCCACAAAGCCCCCAGCUCGCUCACUGCUCGACCUGACUGACAGCACCCUCGCUGCGAAGUAUCAUAUACCUGAUGAAGAAAUCUACAGCCAAAUUCGAGAACUGGAGCACAAUUUCACUAUGGAAACAUGCGAUGAAACAUAUUGUAACGGCACUUUAACCCCAGAUUGGUGCAAAGACUAUACUUGCGCAACCUUGCUAACGAGUGGAGAUGCCGAAGCAAAAGUAAUGUGGCGAGAAGUUCUGAAUCACCGCCUGUAUGCUACUGUACGGCCGCUUGGAGAAUACCUUUCAAACGUCUCGUCAGCUCUGUCUUCGAGAUCUCUUAUUGCAUGUGAUUGGGCCCCGGAAGUGUUUGGGCUUAGGACACUCAAAGCGGAAACACUCGGUCCGCCACCAUGCAUAUCACCACAGCCAUGUCCUUUCGAAACGAGACGUAUUGUCACCUUUAUAAAUAUUCGCGAGUUAGCAAGAGCACCAAGCGCCGUACGUGCCCUCGUCAGGCUUGAUAUCUCAAAAGAAGACAUGCGGAAACUCGCAGAAGAUGCUUACAAUCAAGGUCCGUCGAAGGCAGCGCGUUUAUUCUUCGACGCAUUACCAACCAGUGUACGUACCAGUGAAGUUCGCGUUGCGGUUCUAUUGCCGAAUGACACGAGACGAGAGAUAUACGACGGUCGGGCGAUUGCUGCUGCGGCUGCAUUAGCGGAAGAGGUCUUGGAAGAAGAGUGGCAACAACUUACAGUGCGGUUUAAGGUGGAGACUUUCGACGACAAAUGUCACACGCAGCGAGCUUACAAAUACAUGCACGACGCUCCGGCUUCGAGUGAGUUUGGAGCACUAUCAGCUCUCGCUGGUCCAGCCUGCGGAGCUGCCUGGGCCGAUGUAGCGCGACAGAGUCCAGCGCAUAAUCUGCCACUACUGGCUUACACUCCGCAAGCACCGGCGUCUACAUCGCAUGAUAAUACAGACACAAAGCUACAAAUCCUAGCAGCUGGAGACGCCAGAGAAGCUGCAUCAGCGCUUGCCGAUUUUAUGAGUCGUCAGGGCUGGCGAAGACUGGCAGCGUUAAGUGAACCGGCCACACGACCGCUUAUAGAUGCCAUUCGACUGCACGUCAAACUUGAGGUUCAUGUCGAAAUGCCAGAGAAUGACUCUUUUGUUGACGUCGGUGUUAUUCAACAGUGGGCUUCAAACGCAGCAAAAGAAAACGCACGCAUAUUCUACCUGUGCGUGGAAGACGCUAGAGUAACUCGUGCAGCUUUAUGCGCCGCCCGCGCUUUCGGACUCACGCCUGGCGCAGGCGUGGUGUGGCUUCUAUGCAACACACAUAAAGCCGAUUGGUUGAAUUCGAAACCUCACGAGAAUUGCACUACGAGGGAGUUAGAGGAGAUGGCCGCAGGUCACUUCACAGUGACACCAGAGUGGGCAUUGAAGUGGGAAAAUAAAACACUGAAUGUUAGCGACGAACGACGAGUGUGGGAGAAUCGGUGGCGCACGUAUUGUCGCCGACUAGCCCUUGCAUCCUCAGGAAACACAAUUGCCUGUGACUCUGCACCGGGACCAACUAUCGCAUUAUUAUACGACAUAUUGCGCCAAUGGGCAGCUGCACUACGCAAUUUUCUACAAGUUCAUCCUACAGCCGUGGAUGACUUACACAAUCUACUACACGUCAAAUACAUUACAAACAACAUGACAAAGAAUGCAUUCACUGGGCUGACAGGCCCCUUUGAGUGGACAACUACAGAUGGUGCUUACUCUCGUAUCGGUACCACAAUACUCUCCCAAUGGAAUCUAAAGAUAGGUGCGCGUAAAGUAGGAACGUGGGCAAAGGGAUCCCUGGAUUUGGAUAAUUCAGCUUUAAAAUGGUAUACAACAGACGGACGUAAACCUGACGACGGAAGCGAGAGAUGUGCUCUUCAAGGAUUCGCAGAUAUCUUACAUGCUGACUGUCGGACAGCGUUUGUUGCAUUAGGAGCUUUACUAGUGGCAAUAUUAAUACUUGCAUUGGCGGGCACCGCUAUACACUGCAAAAGGCGUGCCGAGAGAGAGUAUCGCAAACGACUGCAAGCUCUAGGUAUGCGGCCUUUAGCAAAUAAACCCCCUGGACUCGAUCGUUGGGAGAUCCCAAGAGAACGAGUAGUUAUUAAUCGUAAACUAGGCACAGGUGCCUUCGGAACAGUUUACGGUGGCCACGCGCUCCUUGCCGAGGAUCGUGGUUGGAGCGCUGUUGCUGUCAAAACUCUUAAAGCAGGUGCGACUACUGAAGAGAAGCUAGACUUUUUGUCCGAAGCUGAAGCCAUGAAGCGCUUCGACCACAAAAAUGUAGUUCGAUUAUUAGGUGUAGUGACUAAAACUGAACCAGUGUGUACAGUGAUGGAGUUCAUGUUGUAUGGUGAUUUGAAAAACUAUUUACUGGCUAGAAGACAUUUGGCUAUGGGUAGUGGGGAGGAAGAAUCUGAAGGGCGGGAAGUAGACGAGGCAUCCCCGCGCCGUCUGACUGGGAUGGCCUUGGAUGUAGCCAGGGCGUUAUCUUACCUCGCUCAAUUACGCUACGUUCAUCGUGAUGUAGCGGCACGAAACUGCUUGGUGAGCGCAAGGCGAGUCGUCAAACUCGCUGAUUUUGGGAUGACACGACUUGUGUUCGAGAAUGACUACUAUCGAUUCAGCCGAAAAGGCAUGCUGCCAGUGCGUUGGAUGGCUCCAGAAAGUUUAGCAUUGGGAGUAUUCUCACCUGCGUCUGAUGUCUGGUCUUUUGGAGUUUUAUUGUACGAGAUUGUGACAUUCGGUUCGCUGCCUUUCCAAGGACUAAGCAACUCUGAAGUACUGGGGCGUGUUAAAGCUGGACAUACUCUUGACCUUCCGCCCGGACUGAAGCCUCAAUUGGAGGGUCUCAUCAAAUCCUGCUGGCAGCAAGAUCCCAAAACAAGACCGACGGCAUCGGAGCUGGCCGCGUUCUUAGCAGACGCGCCAAGACUUCUCUCGCCAUGUCUAGACGUGCCCCUAGAUGCUUUACCUCUCGAUGCAGAUCCACCGUGGAGACUACCUCGUGAUCAGGCUGAGGCUCGUUGGGUAUCCUGGGCAGCCCCUGCAUCAGCGGCAACAGACACCACAUACCUAAGCACAGAUGGUGCAUUGCCGCUCGACACAGACAGUUUUCUACCCUGAGAGAUCUUGGAGCAUUUUAACCCGUGAUCUGACAAAAUACCAGGAACAAUAGAUUGUCUAUUGUUUCUUGUAUAGAUUCGCGUACCAACAUUUUAUGGGUUACGCCAAAUCGCCAGAUUUUCGGUUACCGACAGGCUUUCUAUAGCAUCAGCUAUGACAUGAAAGAGUGUUUGGUUUGCAAUAAACAAGUUCCCAUGGAUCAUAUGUGAUCUGAGACUGCAUUGCGUUUAAUCGAUUAGUAAAGGACGCCGUGUUGUGGACACUUCUGUGUUUCGUGUUCGUUCUGUUUUUGUAAGGAAAUGAAUCUAUUGUGUUUAUGGGACUAAGCACAUUCAUGCACUGACCGGAGCUGGCUAGUGCAUAAAAUGUGCUGUAGAAGCAGUGACUAUGAUUUGUGGGUGUAAAAGUGAUGUUUAUGAUUAGAUUUAUGAAGGUUGACAAGUUAAUACAGACUGUUUAUAUUACUCAAUGUAGCAUUUUAGCAAACUUGUAACUGUGAUAUAAGAACGUAAUAAGUAACACAUACUAGCUAAAAUGAUACCCUCGUAAUUAUAAGUGUAAAUGUUUCUUUACAAUAAUAGCACAAUUUCAUAGAGAGAUAGUUUAUUAUAUUUGAUGGAUCAAAACUUGUUUUUAAUAGUUCUUAUAUAAAUAACAAAGGCGUGUAAGGCGUAGGCGUAUUUUAAUACACACUACCUCUCUUCACUUCAACGUUGCUGUGCCCUACAGGGUCCAUGUUUUAGCUCCUAUGCCUAUGUAACACCCCAUUGUACUACAUGGAAUGCAAUAAAUAAUUGAGUAUUGAAUAUACGCACAAUACAAAUAAAAAUAAAAGCACAAAUGGAAUUUGCUCAUGAUAGCAUUAUUUAUUAUAUAAACAGCUACUAGUUGGUAUUUAUAAAGCUCAAAAAAUAUUACCAAAGGUAUACUUCAACAAUUGUACAAAGUUUUCUGUCACUUGAUUAUUUAUUAUUUAAAUGUCAUUUAUUUGACGUAACGGGUUAAGUGGUAAAUCGCACACAAGAAAACUGCCACGAGUGCCAGUUGACACUUGUACCAGAGUUAUGUGGGCGACUUGCUCGAAUCUAGCGAUAGAUAAACAAACAGUCUGUGUUAAUUUGUCAAGCGAAAUUGGGACUGAAAAAUAUAAAAGAUGAUUUAUGUGAAGGCUGCCUAUAGCUAAAUAUAUCAUUCCAACAAUUUAUCUAGUCAAUCUACAGGUAGUUUAGUGGUUGUAAAUUUUUGUAAAUAAACUAUAAUUUACUAAUGUGUAAAAAAUUCUAGUUGUAAAUAAACAUUGUUAUAAAGUUGGUA
Messenger RNA from Pectinophora gossypiella (pink bollworm), 5248 nucleotides. RefSeq lists its product as uncharacterized. Gene Ontology annotation, biological process: protein phosphorylation; positive regulation of kinase activity; cell surface receptor protein tyrosine kinase signaling pathway. Gene Ontology annotation, cellular component: signaling receptor complex. Lineage: Eukaryota; Metazoa; Arthropoda; Insecta; Lepidoptera; Gelechiidae. The transcript is spliced from 16 exons. Gene Ontology annotation, molecular function: ATP binding; transmembrane receptor protein tyrosine kinase activity. The coding region runs from base 377 to 3934 and encodes 1185 amino acids. The record is from RefSeq and is a predicted model, not a curated record.